Messenger RNA from Alligator sinensis (Chinese alligator), 1248 nucleotides. RefSeq lists its product as uncharacterized. The annotation marks the transcript as partial. Lineage: Eukaryota; Metazoa; Chordata; Crocodylia; Alligatoridae. Gene Ontology annotation, molecular function: RNA-DNA hybrid ribonuclease activity; nucleic acid binding. The transcript has 3 exons. The record is from RefSeq and is a predicted model, not a curated record.
AUGGGGGAUACCUCCUGUAACACCACUGUGACAGAACAGAUUCAACUUUUGCCAGGGGCCCAGCCACCAUGCGUAAAACAAUAUGCAAUGCGGAUGGAGGCCAGGAAAGGACUGAAGCCGUUAGUUGAACGGUUCCUGGAGUAUGGCCUUCUCCGUGAAUGCACAUCAGCUUUUAACACACCCAUCUUGCCUGUGAACAAGCCUAAGAGUGAUGAAUAUCAUUUCGUCCAAGACUUGAGAGCUGUAAAUAAAGUGGUUGUGAGUAUAUACCCUGUGGUUCCUAACCCGUACACUCUGUUAUCUGCCUUGAAUCCAAAUCAUAACUGGUUUACGGUUAUUGAUUUAAAAGACGUUUUUUUUUGUAUACCAGUAGAGAGGGGAUCUCAGGAAAUAUUUGCAUUUGAAUGGGAAGACCCAGAUACUAGCAUCAAGACUCAGUUUUGCUGGACUGUCUUACCCCAAGGGUUUAAAAACAGCCCAACCCUAUUUGGCACUGCAUUAAGCAAGGAUUUACAUAGGCUAAAACUGCCACUGUCCUGUGCUCUUUUGCAAUAUGUGGAUGACUUGGCCAUCCUCCUAGAUAAGCCUGAAAUUAAAUUGGCCAUUUCUCGCACUGUAAAUCCAGCAACAUUGUUGCCACCUAUGGCUGACACACCAGAUCUUGUACAUGAUUGCCUGCAAACAUUGGAAGCUGUUUACUCCUCAAGACCAAACCUGAGAGACAAACCUCUUGAAAAUGCUGAACUGGAAUUCUACACGGAUGGCAGCUCGAGUAUGGAGAAUGGAAUUCGAAAAUCCGGAUACGCUAUCUUGACUACACAGAAUGUGAUAGAAGCAGGACCUUUAAACCCAUCUGUUUCAGCUCAAAAGGCUGAACUCAUCGCUAUGACUCAGGCUUUGCAAUUGGCGGCCAACAAAACUGUCAAUAUUUAUACUGAUUCUAAAUAUGUUUUCCUUGUUUUACAUGCUCACAGAGCGCUGUGGAAAGAGCGGGGUUUACUUGAUGCUAAAGGAGCAAGCAUUAAUCAUAGCAAGCAAAUAAAAGCUCUCCUCAAGGCAGUCUGGGAACUGAAGGAGGUAGCGGUAAUGCAUUGUAAGGCACAUCAGAAAGGGAACGACCCCUCCACAAAAGGUAAUCGAUUUGCUGACGUCAUGGCAAAGAGAGCAGCUAAAAGACCUCAGACAGACUUGCUGCCCGAAGUAAGUAAUCUGUUACCUCUCCUCCCAGACCUAUACCAGCCUGUGACA